AUGCACUUCUCCUCUCCCCUUCUGGCCCUCCUGGCAAUUGCUGCCGGCGUCCAGGCUAGCAAGCUACACGAGCCCCCAGUUCACCAGAAGAGUGCCUCCAUCCAGGGCACUGCUGUUAGCACUGGCACCCACCCUAUCAUGACCGGUACCCAAGGUGGCAGCAACGGUACCUCCGGCGGCAACGGCACUACUGGAGGCGGCUCUGGCUCUGGAGGCGGCUCUGGCUCUGGAGGUUCCGGCUCUGGCUCUGGAGGUUCCGGUUCUGGCUCUGGAGGUUCCGGUUCUGGCUCGGGCUCGGGCUCGGGCUCGGCCUCUGGCUCUGCCAGCAACACUCCUGCCUCCCCCAGCUCUACCGGCUUCCUCCCCUCCAACCCCGGUGCCAAGGUCUCUGUUCCUCAGCUCGGCAUGGUUGGCGCUGGUCUUGGCAGCGUCGCCUACGGCGCUCUCAUCUUCCUGGCUUAA
Messenger RNA from Penicillium cataractarum, 462 nucleotides. RefSeq names its product Glycine-rich cell wall structural protein 1. The transcript has a single exon. The record is from RefSeq and is a predicted model, not a curated record. Bases 1 to 462 code for a protein of 153 amino acids. Lineage: Eukaryota; Fungi; Ascomycota; Eurotiomycetes; Eurotiales; Aspergillaceae.